This is a messenger RNA of Ilex paraguariensis (yerba mate), 213 nucleotides long. The record is from the annotation of a GenBank genome assembly. NCBI's taxonomy places the organism in Eukaryota, Viridiplantae, Streptophyta, Magnoliopsida, Aquifoliales, Aquifoliaceae.
AUGCCGGUUCUUAGUCACUCGGCGAUAGAAAACCGUGAGGGUUCGGGAGCUCGGUCCUUUCCAAUUCGGCUCUCAUUCUCGUCUAGUUAUGCUCCCAAGCAGAGCUUUAGAGUUGGAACACGUACAGAAGUGGGCAAUGCUUUAAAGCCAAGCAAAUCCUUUCUGAAGCCUGAAAUCAUAUCAUGGGGUCAUCGCCAUGUCCACAGAAGCUAG